AUGACCACGGCGACGACGACGAUGAGAACAACGCGUGGUGAUACGCAUCAUCAUCCUCGACGUCGUCGUCGUCAUCGUAAAAGUCAUCAUCAUCACUCUCAAGACGAUACGACAGUUAGGGGUGCCGGACAAGUCAAAAGAAAAGACGUCUUCAUUGCGUACGCGUGCGCGUCGUACACCAUCUGGGUUCUCAUCUCCACGGUCGCGUGGAUAUCGCACUUAGGAUACCGAGUUCCCUGGUUGCAACCACUGAUUGCGGCGAAAGGGUACCCGAGUAACAGGAGUUGUCCAGAGGGGAAAAUUUGGGAGUUUUUCAAGGAAAACGUGCCCACUGCUUUGGUGUUUGUCUUGCCGCACUCGCUCUUAACGCCGAAACGAUUACGAACAAUAUUCGGUCGACACGGAAGAUUAUUAUACAACGGCAUGGCUGCGGUGACGUUGCAUAUGUUUUUACUCACGUUUAAACCGUUGAAGAGUCCAGUGCUGAUGGAACUGCCCAUCAAAAAAGAGAUUCAUAACUUUACGUCGAUAUCGAUGUUGCUCUGCGCGGCGUACGCGUUUUGCCGAGCGCCGGAGACGUACGACAUGCUCGGGGUGAAUUCGUCUUUAUCGAGAGGUGGGCCGAGAGCGCCGGCGAACAUGGACGCGAUUACGUGGAUGGGCGUGUGCGCGUGGAGGAAAGGAGGCGUGUGGGGGUUCAUAGCGUUUACUGGAUUGUCUAUAUUACCGCAAACGUUGACUUUAGGGGAUGUACUUUCCCGAGGCGUCGCCGCGACGUACUUGCGUUUACGGUCGAGAUCGUUUCGAAGAUGGGUUGGGUCUAUUCCAGGUGCGCACCACGCGACGUGGAUUUUACGAGCGACGUUGUUAACUUUAGCGUUAUUCACCGCGUGGAGACUCGGUGAAAUUAGCGGUCGAAACGCGUGCGUUAUUGAAUCUUUGGCGACGAGCUUAGCUUUGAUUUUAACCGCCGCGGAGAAAGAAAGAGACCGAAGACAAAGAUUGGCCAACGCGAAAAAAGAAUUCUUAGGCGUCGAGAAGCAGAAGGAAGUGGAGAAGACCACCGGUAGCAGAAAUAGCAGCAGUAGUAGUCACCAUCAUCAUCACCGUCAUCAUCACAGCGGAAACGUGGGGGUCCAUCAUCGAUAUUCCCACCAUAUUGCCAAACGGGUGCAACAACAACAACAACGCGGAGAGAGAGUCUCCGAAGGAGGGGCUCCGCAGGCAGCGCAAAGGACCAGUAAGCCGCACGCUGCCGCACCGGCGUCCGCAGCGAGCGAGUGA
Bathycoccus prasinos is the source of this 1284-nucleotide messenger RNA. RefSeq lists its product with no specific name. NCBI's taxonomy places the organism in Eukaryota, Viridiplantae, Chlorophyta, Mamiellophyceae, Mamiellales, Bathycoccaceae. Bases 1 to 1284 code for a protein of 427 amino acids. The record is from RefSeq and is a predicted model, not a curated record. The transcript has a single exon.